Piliocolobus tephrosceles (Ugandan red Colobus) is the source of this 3487-nucleotide messenger RNA. It is a transcript of the gene ESF1, whose product is annotated as ESF1 nucleolar pre-rRNA processing protein. Gene Ontology annotation, biological process: rRNA processing. Gene Ontology annotation, molecular function: RNA binding. The coding region runs from base 154 to 2544 and encodes 796 amino acids. The transcript is spliced from 13 exons. Lineage: Eukaryota; Metazoa; Chordata; Mammalia; Primates; Cercopithecidae. Gene Ontology annotation, cellular component: nucleus. The record is from RefSeq and is a predicted model, not a curated record.
GAGGGAUCGUGCAAGUAGUUUGGCCUACUUCGCUUGCCAUUACGGCGGAGCGCCGCGCGGAGGAUUGUGGGUGUGGGUCCCCAUGUGAGGCUCGGGAAGGACUCCAGACGUAUUUGGUUUCUUCAAGCAUUUGGUCAAGAUUAAAAAUUUAAAAUGUCAUCCAAACAAGAAAUAAUGAAUGACCAGCGGUUUAGACGGGUCGCAAAGGACCCGAGAUUUUGGGAAAUGCCAGAAAAGGAUCGAAAAGUCAAAAUUGACAAGAGAUUUCGAGCCAUGUUUCAUGACAAGAAGUUCAAGUUGAACUAUGCCGUGGAUAAAAGAGGACGCCCCAUUAACCAUAGCACUACAGAGGAUUUGAAACGUUUUUAUGACCUUUCAGAUUCUGAUUCCGAUCUCUCUGAUGAAGACAGCAAAGCAUCAAAUCAAAAGAAAAUAAAGAAGAAAAAAACCCAGACUAAAAAAGAAAUAGAUUCAAAAAAUCUAGUUGAGAAGAAAAAGAAAGAAACCAAGAAAGCUAAUCAAAAAGGUUCCAAAAAUAAAACUGAUUUAGAUAAUUCUGAAAGAAUUAAAAAAAUGAAAACCUCAUGUAAAUUUAAGGUAGAUUCAAACAUAAGUCCGAAGAAGGAUAACAAAGAAUUUACACAGAAAAGCGCGAAAGAGAAAAAAAACAUUGUUCAACGUACUACAGACUCUUCUCUCAAAGAAAAACAAAGGACGUUAGACUCGGGCACCUCUGAAAUUGUGAAGUCUUCCAGGACCAAGCGUUCUAAGACAAGAGGAGAAAUGCAAUCAGUGGUUCCACCUAUAAUCACAAGAGACAGUGAUGAUUAUGAAAACUCGACAGAUGUUGAAAUGUUUGACAAAGAUGCUCUGGAGGAAGAUUCAGACAGUGUUAGUGGAAGUGAUGAAGAAUCUGCGAGUGAAAUUAUAGGUGUUGGUAGAGCUUCAGGUGAUGAUGAUGAUGGAAGUGAAGAUGAAGAUGAAGAGGAAGAUGAAGAGGAGGAUGAAGAUGAGGAUAGUGAGGAUGAUGAUGAAAGUGACAGUGGCCCUGAUCUAGCAAGGGGUAAAGGAAAUAUAGAAACUAGUUCUGAAGAUGAAGAUGAUAUGGCAGAUUUGUUUCCAGAAGAAUCUGGUUUUGAGCAUGCUUGGAGAGAAUUAGAUAAAGAUGCUCCUCGUGCUGAUGAGAUUACACGUCGAUUAGCAGUUUGUAACAUGGACUGGGAUAGAUUAAAGGCAAAAGAUUUGCUGGCUCUGUUCAAUUCAUUUAAACCUAAAGGAGGUGUUAUAUUUUCCAUCAAGAUAUAUCCUUCAGAGUUUGGAAAGGAGAGGAUGAAGGAAGAGCAAGUUCAAGGACCAGUAGAGCUAUUAAGUAUUCCUGAAGAUGCCCCAGAAAAGGACUGGUUUAUACCAGAUGAUAUUACUUUUGAUGAUGAGCCUAAGGAUAUAGCCUCAGAAGUGGAUUUAACAGCAUAUAAACCAAAAUAUUUCACAUCUGCUGCAAUGGGAACAUCAACGGUGGAAAUCACUUGGGAUGAAACUGAUCAUGAAAGAAUUACAAUGCUCAACAGGAAGUUUAAAAAGGAGGAGCUUUUGGACAUGGAUUUUCAAGCCUACUUAGCUUCCUCUAGUGAAGACGAAGAGGAGAUAGAAGAGGAGCUACAAGGUGAUGAUGGAGUCAAUGUAGAAGAAGAUGGGAAAACAAAGAAAAGUCAGAAGGAUGAUGAUGAACAAAUUGCUAAAUACAGGCAGCUCUUGCAGGUUAUUCAAGAGAAAGAAAAGAAAGGCAAAGAAAAUGACAUGGAAAUGGAAAUUAAAUGGGUUCCAGGUCUUAAAGAAAGUGCAGAAGAGAUGGUCAAGAACAAAUUGGAAGGAAAAGAUAAACUGACCCCUUGGGAACAAUUUUUAGAGAAAAAGAAAGAGAAAAAAAGGCUGAAAAGGAAACAGAAGGCUCUUGCUGAAGAGGCCAGUGAGGAGGAACUUCCCUCUGAUGUUGAUUUGAAUGACCCAUACUUUGCUGAAGAAGUUAAAAAAAUAGGUAUAAAGAAAAAAUCUGCAAAAGAUGGCACAUCUCCAGAAGAAGAAACUGAAGUAGAAAGACAAAAGGCUGAAAUGGCUUUGCUUAUGAUGGAUGAGGAUGAGGACAGUAAGAAACACUUCAAUUACAACAAGAUUGUGGAGCACCAGAAUCUGAGCAAAAAGAAGAAGAAGCAGCUCAUGAAAAAGAAGGAAUUAAUAGAGGAUGACUUUGAGGUAAAUGUUAGCGAUGCACGGUUUCAGGCAAUGUACACUUCCCACUUGUUCAAUUUGGACCCCUCAGAUCCCAAUUUCAAGAAAACGAAAGCUAUGGAAAAAAUCCUUGAGGAGAAAGCCCGGCAAAGAGAACAGAAAGAACAAGAACUUACACAGGCAAUAAAGAAAAAAGAGAGUGAGAUCGAAAAAGAAUCACAAAGGAAGUCCAUUGAUCCUGCUUUGUCAAUGUUGAUUAAAUCUAUAAAAACCAAAACAGAGCAGUUUCAAGCAAGAAAAAAGCAAAAAGUCAAAUAACUGGAUGUUACUUAUUUUUGAAUUGAAUACAUCUUUUCCUAAAAUGUACAGAAAUAGUAGGAGGAAUAUUUAUUGGGAACAAAGCUAUCUUUCAAGAAUGUGAAUAAAAUCUUUUUCUGGACAUGGUAAAAUUUUUCUCCAUAAAUAAUUAUACUUAAUUGUGGAUGACUGACAAAUUUGUAUUGUAUAUUCCUACAGAUUAGUCAUAAUUAAAUUACCUGAAUUAUACAGUUUAUAAAAUUUUUAUAUUUUACGAUGUUCAAUUCUAACUAGUGGAAAGUUACUCUAGCUUUUUAAAAGGCUAUUUACAAUUCUCUGUAAAAAUAGAGCAAUAUCUACUCUUAAGUUUAUGUAAACGUUAGGGAUAAUUUGAAAAAACAUAUAUUUAAUACAUUAAUUUCUCUGGAAGCAGGAGGCAUGUUUAAAUAACUAUUAAAAUAAUUUAUUUUUCUAGCUGUAAAGGAUGGAAGUCAAGAACUUUUUGUUGUUUAAUCAAGUAUAGUCUGUUUAUGAAAUUAACUUGUAAAUACAAGUGUAAAAUAUUUUCAUUAUUUUGUAUUGCACUGAUUUAUUCCAUUUUAUGCAUCUCAAAGUACUCUCUGGAAAAAAUAUCUGAAAACUGAUUUUAACUUUUUAAGAGGACAACUCCAUUUAAAGGCAGUUCUGGAGUUGCAUUGCUCAUAAUUGCAUUUGAAGUAUUCAUGAGCUCUCCAGUGGUUUUUCCUUUUGGUAGCAACAGAAAAUUCUUCUGUCUGUCCUUCAGAUUUUUGGAAUACUUCAGAAGGGUGGAUAUGCUGCUGUAAAGUUUAAGGAUAUCUUAAUUCUUCUUAAAACACAUCUAGGGCCUUAACACUCUUGGAUCUCAUCUAUAAACAACUGACCACCUGAGACAGUCAGAUUAGAUAUGCUGUAUAAAUAAAUGUAAAUAAAACCAACAUUGUAA